Molecule: messenger RNA, 1788 nt
Organism: Lachancea thermotolerans CBS 6340
Lineage: Eukaryota; Fungi; Ascomycota; Saccharomycetes; Saccharomycetales; Saccharomycetaceae
Gene: PSO2
Product: DNA cross-link repair protein PSO2
Exons: 1
Coding region: 1-1788 (595 amino acids)
Biological process (GO): protection from non-homologous end joining at telomere; double-strand break repair via nonhomologous end joining; interstrand cross-link repair
Molecular function (GO): damaged DNA binding; 5'-3' DNA exonuclease activity
Source: RefSeq, a predicted model, not a curated record
AUGCAAAGCAACAAGCGCCAGCGAACCCUUGUAGAUUUUGACAUCCCAAAAACCGAUAGCCUGGUUCCCCGUCACGUUAAGAAGCGUCAAAAAUCUCCCAUAUUCAUAGACUUGGAGACCGAGAGCUAUCAUGAGCACAUCCUAGAAGAGAACAUUGCUGUCAAAGACGAGCAGCAAGCUGUCCGGAAUAACUUAUUUGUGGCAGAUGAGGACCAAGAAGACAAUUCUGAAGCUGUUGAGGUUAUAAGCGAUGUUACCAAGCCAUCUCCAAAAGCACAAGAUCUCCGAUUAGCUCUCUCCGGCAACCAAAACGACGCCAAACCAAAGCCUGUCCGAAAGCAAAAAAAUUCCUUCACCGAAAGUCUCACUACUGUUGGACAAAAGCUAGUGUCCGUAACCGAAGUUGGCGAAGAGCAGCAAGUGCUUUGCCCAGUUUGUGGGAUAGUAUUGACAAAGUUGGAGAUACAUGAGCGAGAGGCUCAUUGUGAUCAUUGCAUUGAGAAGGACGCUGCACCUUCGAAAAUACGUACGGGUAGGCGCAUUCCAAGACUUCCUGAGGUUAAAAAGGUGCGUUUCAAAAACCAUGUUAUCAAUGUCGAUGGUUUCAACUUCCAAAGCGACCCCUCUAUUCACCAAUACUUUCUGUCUCAUUUUCAUGCUGACCAUUACAUGGGAGUAAAAAAGUCCUGGGAUCAGGGCACGAUCUACUGUUCCAAGGUCACAGCGGACCUGCUAAUCUACAAAUUCAAAGUGCCGCAAGAUAGGAUAAUUGCUUUGCCAGCCGAAGUUACCAUCCAAAUUUCGAGUAAUGUCUCAGUGAUUUGUUUCGACGCUAACCACUGCCCUGGAGCAUUCGUCUUUUUGUUUCGCGAGUUUGGUGGCGACAACGAAACAGUUCAGUGGGUGCUUCACACGGGAGAUUUCCGGAGUAAUAACGAUCUGAUUACCAAGAUAAUAGAACACACAAGCGGGAAGCCUAUUGACAAAGUUUAUCUGGACACAACUUACAUGUACCCGUCCUAUCACUUUCCACUUCAGAAAUCAGUGCUUGACGUUACAGGAGAGUUUGCCUUUAAGCUCAGAGAUGUGGGGUUGAAGAAAUUGUUCGGUGAUCGGCAAAGCUCAAUAAUGAGUUUUGUUUCAAAUUCUCUGCGACCUCGGCAUCUAUAUAAGUACGUCUUUGUGAUUGGCACAUACACCAUAGGAAAAGAGAAGUUAGCCAUUGCAAUUGCAGAAAGGCUGCAAACCAAGAUCUUUGUUGCCAGAGACACGGCUCGACACUGCAUCAUUCAAACAUAUAAAGACAAGUUUCCAGAGGGCAUGAUCACCCACGACAUAACUAAAGCCUGCGUACAUCUCGUUUCAUUAAGAACACUGUCUUCUAAAGAAACCCUACAAUACUAUUUUAAGCCAAUAUCUCAUAUCUAUGAAGAUAUGGUUGCAUUCGCUCCAACCGGCUGGUCUUUCAAGAACGGAGGAAGGUUUAUAAAGCUUCAUGAGACACUUGAGCAAAAAAUCGAGCACACAGUUAAUUUACUAAAAGACAGCACAGUAGAUAAUCUCGACCCCUCUUCGAUACACAAGCAAUACAAACGAGACGUCAGGUUUCAGGUUUUUCAGGUCCCCUAUUCUGAGCAUAGCAGUUUCAAAGACUUAGCAAACUUUUGCGUUAGACUGCCUUGGGUCAAGAUUAUUCCAACUGUGAAUACGCAUGACGACUACAUGGUGUCUCAAAUGAGAGAAUGGUUCAAAGCAUGGAAAAAUGUCCACGGACAACGAACGGCAUAA